This is a messenger RNA of Styela clava, 3283 nucleotides long. RefSeq names its product solute carrier family 25 member 36-A-like. Gene Ontology annotation, molecular function: pyrimidine nucleotide transmembrane transporter activity. Gene Ontology annotation, cellular component: mitochondrion. The record is from RefSeq and is a predicted model, not a curated record. Lineage: Eukaryota; Metazoa; Chordata; Ascidiacea; Stolidobranchia; Styelidae. Gene Ontology annotation, biological process: pyrimidine nucleotide import into mitochondrion.
UCACGAUGGUUGUUUGCGUUCGCAGAAUCGAGCGGUAGAUGCAUCACGGGAUUUCCUAUUAAACUUCGACUCUGGCUUUUAGCGCUGAUCAUAACAAACAGUACAGGACAUAAUUAAUACCUUAAAACUUUGCACGAAGAUCGAAAAAUAUAUGUUGUGCUAUGUUAUAGAAUACUCGGGUAUAGAUAAAUAGCGCGUUUCUUGUGACAUUGUUCCCCACCCCAAAAGUGGGCUUUGUCUGUGUCAUUACCAUCUUUGGUAGACUAUUUCAGUAUUCAGGUAUUUGAACAUAACUGUUGAAAAUUGAGCUAAAAUAUUUAGCGAAUCCUGGUUUUAUUCUAAAAAAAAGGAAUACAAUUAGUUAUUUUACAGAUUUAAAUAUUAUGUUUACAAAACAGUUUUGUAGGCAUGGAUACUGCGAAACCUGUUAAUAUGUCAUCCAAAUCCGUCCGCUGCAAUGAAGUGUGGCCACCCAAAUAUGCAAUAAUUGAAAAUGGUUUGGACUUGAAUACAUUAACAAAACAGCCUAUUGUGAAAACUGUGGAAUUUACAGAACCACAUUCACACGUGUUCCAUGGAUAUUCAGGAAUAUUUAAGGAAGAAACUCAAAACCAAUCAAUAAACUUUCAUGUUCCGAAUAAUGUCGAUUUUGAGAUCAGUCCAAAAACACAUCUGGAAUAUGCAAAAAGUAUUGUUAAAGAACAUGAGCUUCCAAAAUUGAAUAAAGAUGAAAAUCGUCUCAAGCACCUCUUUGCUGGAGGAAUUGCUGGCUGCGUAGCAUCCAUAGUGACAUGUCCGUUAGAUGUCAUCAAGACCCGUCAACAAUCAUCUGGUAAUGCACAAGGUGUCUCAGUUUUACAAACAAAAACAUUUCUGCCAAAAGUGUCAAAUUAUGGUUUUCACAAAAACUCUCCAUUUGCUCACGGAAGGAUAUUUCGAGCAAGGCGAAUGCAGAUGAGCCAAGCGACAUCAAUACCCAAUUCCGGAACGUUUUUGAAAACUUUUAUUGAAAGAAACCUAAAGAGUUCAGGCAAUUCAUCCAUUUUACAACAUUAUAGGCACAUCAUGAAUAUGGAAGGACCAAGAGCUCUUUAUAAAGGUUUAGGAACCACUCUGGUUGGUGUUGUGCCAUCAAGAGCCAUUUAUUUCUAUGCAUACUCAAAUUCCAAAAACUUCUACACAAGGAAUUUUGGUCUGGACAAAGAUUCAUCCUCACUUCAUUUAGUAUCAGCUGGAUCAGCAGGUAUCUGCUGUACCACUGCAACUUCACCCCUUUGGGUAAUAAAGACUAAAUUACAACUUCACAGGAGUGUACAAAGCAAUAUGUCAGUACGAGAAUGUGUAUUAAAAAUCUGGCAAGCAGGUGGUAUGAGAGGAUUUUAUCGUGGAAUGACAGCGUCUUACGCUGGAAUAUUAGAGACAAUUAUUCAUUUUGUGAUUUACGAGAGACUCAAACUUUUGCAUGUGAAUAACAAACAGUUGAAUUUAUCGAACCAAAAUGAUAAGAAUACCUGGAAAGACUAUGCUACGUUGAUGGCAAUAGCAGCAAUGUCAAAAACAACUGCAACAUGCAUUGCCUAUCCUCAUGAGGUUGUACGGACUCGUUUACGAGAAGAAACAAAACAAAGUAAAUACCGUGGAUUUUUUCAAACACUUUCAACUGUAGCAAAACACGAAGGAGUAAAAGCUUUAUAUCGUGGUCUCGGAACACAGAUAAUUAGACAGGUUCCGAAUAUGGCCAUUGUAAUGGGAACAUAUGAAUUUUUAAUUGAUGCAUCAUCUCGAGGAUAAAAUGAGUCAAAACUGGCUGUGAACAAUUAAAAUUUUCAUUGCAAUAUCUGCAAGUUAUCAUGGCAUUAUUUUUUAUAUAUACACUGUUCAAUCGUACUUUUUUUUUUAUCUUCACUAUAUUAGCAAAAGUAAUAGUAUGCUUGUUUGUAGUAUUUUUUUUCCUUUCUGCAACUUCUCUUAUAAUAAUAUGAGUGAGGAUGGUAACAAUGUCAGUUCAGUUAUUUAUGUGAUUUAAAAUUUAAGUUGCUUCAUAUUCUCAAGUUAUACUGCGUAAAGGUGUAUUCCCGCCACAUUUUUCUUGUCAAAAGAAAAUCAUAACUGAGACUUAAAGAACUGCUAUGUGAAAUUAUUACUAUAUCAAGAUUCUGAUGAAUUCGUAUUCUAAAAUUUGUUCAAUUAAGGUAAUACCCCCUUUCUACGGUACCAUCAAAUCGAGCAAAGGCUAUUAAAAAUAAUUUUCUAUCCUUAUAAUAUAUGUCUGGUAUUACUAUCUAAUGGUAUUAAUCUUUGUAAACGGUGUUCUGAUGGCAGAAGUCUGGCCAAUGCUCAGUUUUACAAAAUCUCAUAAUCUACCAUUUCUUCAAUCCACAUUUAGAUCUUGUUUCAGAACAAUUUCCAUCCUUUGUACGAUACAUGCUCUUUACCUUCUAACAUAUUUUUAUAUAAAAAGGUGUUCCAUAUAUGAUUGUGAUUUUCUGUUGCUUUCCGUUUGUAUCAUAUUAUGUUUGUAGUAAUUAUAUUGUAUUAUUCUUAGUGCCUUUAAACUCUAGUAUGUCUCAUGUUUCAUUGUCAUUGCCAUAACAAACAAAAAUAAUUGUAUUAUACCUGUGUAGAGGAAUACACAGACACAAUUAAAAGGUAAUUUUGUGGUGAGGAAAACCUAAUUCAAUUUGUUAUAACAACGACCCUAAAAUUAGUUAUAAGCAAUUCCGCAAGAUUGUUAGCUUUGUUGUUUCUAUGCUAAAUGAAAUUUACGUUUGUGAACCUUUUUUAUCUUAUUUAUAUCCUUUAUUGGUGUGGAUUGUAUAAAUGUUAAGUUUCAGCGUGUUAUAUGUUGUUUUGUCCAUUUAUUCGUUAACAGCUUUUGUCUCCAGCCCGCCAAGCUAUUUAGCAUGGCCCUUGUCAACACUCAAUUUUUCAGCCAACAAGCAUAAAAUCUUGAUCCGACAAUUUAUGCUACAACUUCUGAUGUUAACAAAUGAAGCAAAAACUCAAAAUUUCAAGUGUCUCACUAAAAUGUCGAAUCAUUUAAAAUAUUGCAUUGUGAGAAUUUUUUAAUUAGUUGUGUACAUGGAAAAACUAAUUUUUUUGUGUGGCCUAGCUAGGUAUCUAAAGUUGGUUAUAUGGCCCACCCUUGAUCUUCUAAUGUGUACUAUGUUUCAAGUAUACUAACUGGUAACUAGAAGAGAGAAAGCAGUUGCUAUAAACAGCUUCUUUUUCCCUGGAAAUGCCAUUCUAAUUUUAAAAAUUCUACUGCCCUAUAUCAAAUUUU